AUGAAUUGGUAUUUUAGUGAGCACGAACUUUCAUUUCUUCCAUCCUUACACGCCGAGAAUAAUCCUCUCAACAAAGAACAAGAAGCGGAAUAUCGAAGAUCCACAGCAUCAUUUAUACAACAAGCUGGAAUACAUUUAAAAGUUCCUCAACUGACCAUUGCUACGAGUCUAGUAUUCUUUCAUAGAUUCUAUGCUAAAUAUGAAUUUCAAAAACAUGAUCGAUUUACCGUUGCUGCUGCAUGUCUAUUUUUAGCAGGUAAAGUCGAAGAAACACCUAAAAAAAUCAAAAAUAUUAUUGAAUCUACAGAACAUGUCAGAAAAAUUAAAUAUUCUCCAAAUGAAAUUGAUAAUUUAACCAAAGAUAUUAUUGAAAAAGAGAAAUUACUACUUAAAUUAUUGAAUUUUGAUUUUAAAAUUGAACAUCCAUACAAAUCAGUCAUGCAUUAUAUUUAUAAUUUAAAAAAAGAUGAAAAAUACAAAGAUAAAUCUAAAGAAUUGGCUCAAUACGCUUGGAAUUUUGUAAAUGAUAGUUUUCAAACACAUUUAUGUUUACAAUAUCCUCCUAGAAAGAUUGCAGCAGCAUGUAUUUAUCUCUCAACAAGUCAAUAUAUUAAUAUGCAAUUACCACAUGGAUGGGAACGAGAUGAAGUAUUUAAAACCACUCAUGAAGAGAAUGAAAAGAUUUCUAAAAUGAUUUCCUCUCUCUAUGCACUUCAACAACCAAAAAGUAAAUUACCUUUUGCAAUGAUUGAGGGUGCGAGUGGUGGUUCAAGUAGUGGUGGUAUGGGUGCUGGUACGAGUGGUGGUUCAAGUGGUAGUAGUAGUACUAGUAAUAAUAAUAAUGGUAAUAGUCAUGCUAGUAGUAGUAGUACUAGUAGUCAUUUGAGUGGUAGUACUGAUACUACUAUGGCAAAUUCAGAAUCGAAUCGAAAUGAUAGUGCCAAUGCCACUAGUGGUAAUGCUGCUUCUACCAACACCGAUGAUGCAACAUCAUCUUUGACAAGUCAUGAGCCCAGCACGAGUAGUGAUGGUGCUAGUACCAAUGUGUAG
Naegleria lovaniensis is the source of this 1050-nucleotide messenger RNA. RefSeq lists its product as uncharacterized. The record is from RefSeq and is a predicted model, not a curated record. Gene Ontology annotation, biological process: positive regulation of DNA-templated transcription, elongation; regulation of transcription by RNA polymerase II. The coding region runs from base 1 to 1050 and encodes 349 amino acids. Lineage: Eukaryota; Heterolobosea; Eutetramitea; Acrasida; Naegleriidae. Gene Ontology annotation, molecular function: cyclin-dependent protein serine/threonine kinase activator activity. The transcript has 3 exons. Gene Ontology annotation, cellular component: cyclin/CDK positive transcription elongation factor complex; nucleus.